This is a messenger RNA of Salvia hispanica, 1656 nucleotides long. Its product is annotated as aspartate carbamoyltransferase 1, chloroplastic-like. Gene Ontology annotation, biological process: 'de novo' pyrimidine nucleobase biosynthetic process; amino acid metabolic process. NCBI's taxonomy places the organism in Eukaryota, Viridiplantae, Streptophyta, Magnoliopsida, Lamiales, Lamiaceae. Gene Ontology annotation, molecular function: amino acid binding; aspartate carbamoyltransferase activity. The record is from RefSeq and is a predicted model, not a curated record.
AUAACCUAUACUUGUAGAAACAAGUUUGAAAGUAUCUUCUUCCGACGCGCCGCACUCUUGCUUUUUUCUGUGUAUAUCAUUCUCCACUGUUUCUUCCGCCGUCUUCGACAGCAGCAAGGGAACUAUCUGAAAAAACUUUCUUACUAGUCCAGGUAUAUGGCAUCAUCUUCGCUAUUUUCCACUUGCACCAUAAAUGGGAGUGUACUUGCUUCCAAGGCUUCACAGACCAGUGCUGAGCCUGUCUGCAAUCAUCUCAAUGGUAGCUCAAAGCUAACGUAUAGAUCCCUGCCCAUAUCUGCAUCUGCCGACAUAUCACAUUCACGGGCUUUUCCAAAUGGGAGAGCAUUUGACUGGAAACAAGGGAACUUAUCUCUCAGGGGUGGAGUCGGAUGCAAAGCAUUGGCUGUUGAGACAAAGCCUUUCUUUUCCGUGGGGAGUAAGUUUCAACUUGAAGAUGUCAUUGAAGCUCAACAGUUUAAUAGAGAUACUCUCAGUGCCAUAUUUGAUGUGGCAAAGGAGAUGGAGAAGAUUGAGAAGAACUCAACUGGAAGCAACCUUCUAAAGGGGUAUCUGAUGGCUACCCUGUUUUAUGAGCCUUCAACCAGAACUAGGCUUUCAUUUGAGUCCGCUAUGAAACGUUUGGGUGGGGAAGUGUUAACUACAGAAAAUGCACGGGAGUUCUCGUCAGCAGCAAAGGGGGAGACACUUGAAGAUACCAUAAGAACAGUUGAAGGCUACACUGAUAUCAUAGUAAUGAGGCAUUUUGAAAGUGGUGCUGCAAGAAGAGCAGCGGCGACAGCCAAUAUCCCAGUUAUCAAUGCCGGAGAUGGUCCUGGACAGCAUCCAACCCAGGCUCUCCUCGAUGUAUACACUAUUCAAAAAGAGAGAGGAAAACUUGAUGGAAUCAAAGUCGGGCUUGUAGGAGAUCUUGCUUAUGGGAGAACAGUUCGCUCACUUGCCUAUCUGCUGGCCAAGUACAAAGAUGUCAAAAUCUAUUUUGUGUCGCCAGAAGUAGUGAAAAUGAAGGAAGACAUAAAAGAUUAUCUUACCUCUCAAGGAGUUGAAUGGGAAGAGAGUGCUGAUUUAAUGGAGGUGGCUUCAAAAUGUGAUGUUGUUUAUCAAACCCGUAUUCAGCGAGAAAGAUUUGGAGGAAGAACUGAUCUUUAUGAAGAAGCUAGAGGCAAGUACAUUGUGGAUCAGAAUGUACUGGAUGUGAUGCAGGAACAUGCAAUCAUAAUGCAUCCUCUACCACGGCUUGAUGAGAUAACUGUCGAAGUUGAUGCUGAUCCAAGGGCUGCCUACUUCAGACAAGCAAAGAAUGGCCUAUACAUCCGUAUGGCCCUUUUGAAGCUUUUGCUUCUCGGCUGGUAAAAGAUGCAUUUUCUCUGAGAAGUUAUAGCGGAUUGCCUCCUUGAAGAUAGAAGUUGAGGAACUAUUCCAAUUUUUCCCAGUCACAUGUUGCAUAUUGCUCUGGCAAUUGGCGCUAAAAUUUUGUUUCUAGGGUAUAUUUCAUAUAAGCAUAUGAUUACAUUACAUUCCGAUUUUGUCUUCUAAGAUGAUCCAUCGUAUUGUUGAUUUUGAAUUCAUGAUUUGGAUUCAUAAGAUAUUUACUUAUCAAUCAAUAUACUAUUGUGCUUUUUCAUUCAUUUGAAGCAA